AUGAGAGGGGGCAGCUGGGAGGCCGAGUUUGACUGCUCGCUGUUCGCCGCCGAGGCUGCGUCCACCUUCUACUGCUUCCGGGCAAUCGCGUCGGAGGUGGGAGACGAUGCAGGAAGAGGGGAAGGAGGAGGUGGAGGAGGAGAUGGAGGAGGAGAUGGAGGAGGAGACGUGAGGGCCACCAAGUGUGUGCAGGCCUCAUUGCAUCUCCCGGCAAAUGGCACGCCCCCCGGUCCCCUAGAGGGGGGGAUCUGGGGUCCCUGGUCGCCGUGGUCUCCCUGCUCGGCGUCGUGCGGGGAGGGCACGCGAGAGCGCCGCCGGACGUGCGCCGCCGCGGCCGUCAUCGCCGUCGCCACGGCGGAAGGGGCGGCCGCCCUGGCAGGGCAGCGGGGAGCUGCAGCGACCUGCGGAGGAGAGCCGGAUGCGCCGUGGUCGGAGCGCGAGAGCUCCCCGUGCUCGCUGCUGGAGUGUCGCGAUCGCGGCGGCGGCGGCGGAGUCGGAGUCGGUGAUGAGAACGAAGGGAGGAGGGUGAGCACCGCAGUGAACGAUCGCAACGCGUCUCGUGACACUCCACCACCGCCGCCGCCGGCACCGCCAGCGGCACCGCCGUCGACGCCACACGGCGUGGUGGAGAGCGCCGUGGCGGUGUUUGGGAUGUGCGUGUGUGCGUGCGUCGUCGUCUCGACCCUCCUCGCCGCCGCCCGCGCGUGCGUCGCUCGCUUCAAGCCGGGCGGCGGUGGCUGUGGCGGCUGUAGUGGCUGCAGUGGCUGCGGUGGCGGCGGCGGUGGCUGCGGCGCUGAAGCAGGGGGGGUGGCCCUGAGUGUCGCAGGGGCCUGCAGGGGCGUCGCCCCGGGUCGAUCCUCCCAGCUGCUGCCGUCCGGGGAGGAGAUGGAGCUGGACGCGCUCCGCGAAUCCGAGUCGACCGUCGCCGCUCGCUCCUCCGGCCGGACGGUGCCGGCGUCCACCUCCUUCACCGAAGCGUCGUCGCUUGUCGUGACCGAGGCGCCUGGCAGACGCACCGUGGAACUACCCAACGGCUCGUCCCGGCUCCUUGCCACAAACCACUUGGCUUCCACGUCCGGCGUCCUCCCGGCGCCGUCUCCCCUUUCCCCGGCGUCACCGCCGCCGCCGCCGAUCUCGGCGAUCUCGCCGCCGCCGCCGUUCAGCUUCUCGCUCGCUCACCGGCAGCUGCGACGCAUGCGACGCGACGGGCAGACGGAGGGCGUGCGCACGUACCGGCUCGUGCCCCGCCAGCCGCCGCCGCCGGGCCCCGACGGCGCCCCGUGCCUCGCGUCGGACGAAGACUCCGAGAACGGCACCGCCGGAGCCGCCGGGUUCGCCGCCGCCGGGUUCACGCUGCCGUCGCCGGGCAGGUCCCGUGGCGCCGGCCACCGCAAGCUGAGCCUCCCGGCGCUGGCCGACGCCCGCUGGGCGCUGGCGGCGCCUCCGCCGCCGCCGCCGACGAUGUGGCGGGAAGCGUGGGGGGCUGUGCCGAUGGCGCAGUGGUUGGCGGUCAGCGGGCAGGCCGGCGGUUGGGCGGUGCCGCUGCAGCUGUUCCCGCCGCCACCGGCGGCGGCCGCCCCCGCCAGGGCUGGCGCCGCUCUGCGGAGAGUGCCGCCGACCGCUGUACUUUGCCGGCGAUGGCGACGGUGACGACGACGAGCGGGUUGUGGCGCCGGCGAUCUACCCGGCGUUCCGAGGCGAUUCGAGACACUCGCUGGGCGCUGUCGACGGCGCCACACUUCACCAGCAGCAGCAGCAGCAGUUUCGGCCGAGGAAGGGCAGUUGCGGCGCCAGGAGGCUGCCGCCGCUCCCGCGGGCGCCGGCAAGGCCUGGCGGCGCCGGCUCGGAAUCCUCCGCGGCGGCCACGAGCGCCGGAUCGGAGGGAUCGGUGGCAGAGCGGUCGCCGCUUCACCGGAUCCACCAGAGGCUGGAGGGGCCCAGCUUCUCUCACAGCGAGGUGUGAGAGUGAGGAGUGUGGCGAGUGGCUGGCUCCGACGGGGCCAUUGUGACCCACCCUGAGACAGAAACAGAGGGGCCCAGCACCAGGAAUAGAACCUCGCCUCCAUGGCGGUGACCCCUCCGUGGCUUUAACUCGGCCAUUGUGAACCCCUUCGGAGAGAGGGAGAGAGACAUGACCAGACCUGGCCGUUAUGAACCCGAUGAGAAAAAUAGAGAAGAGACUGAACCUAGAAUCUCAAUGACAUGGCCAUUGUGAACCUCCUGAGAGAAACGGAGAGAGACACCCAGACCCAGGAAAUGGACAUAGGGUCUCGGUGGUGCCGGCUCAUUGCCUCUGACUCAGCCAUUGUGCAGCCCGAGGUGAUAAAGAUCUGACCGGUGGUCACUGUGGCGAGAGAGCUUGGCUCGCGGACGGUCGCGAGUGAAAAUCGAGAGAGCUUUCAAUAUCAUCAUCAGCGAUUUCAUUAUCAUCUUUAAUAGCAAGAUCAUAAUCAUCUGUGUCGUUUACAUCAUCAUCAGCAGCAGCAUUAUCAUCAUCAUCGGCAGUUUUAUCACCGUCCGUCUCGGCUAGAUCAAGUGACCACUUUGCGUGAAUUCAACAGUGGUUGUCCUGUGGAUGUCAUGGCCCCCGCCAUGGGAAUGUGGAAUGUCCACCACCGGCCCGAGGGGCCCACCAGUAGAGAUGAUCGCCACCCCAUGCUCGUCUUUACCAGGGAGACAUUUCCUCUUGUGACACCGCAGACAAAAACCCUCCCGGCUCCGCUGUCCCGUUGCCUUGCGGCCCAUCAAGCGACGUGCAGCUGCCUGGCGCACCACGAGCAAGGCCGGCUGCCAAGCGUCACCCGACCUCGCAUGACCCUCACCCCCGAACCGUCUCCGGUCUGCACAGCGAAACCACCGUUUGCCGUAUAGCGCCGGGUCCACCGCACGGCCCGCCCUUCGCCCGGAAACCCGGGCCCUCAGCACGCCGCCACCCCCGGCCACACCCUGUUGCCCCUCCCCCCGUCCACCACCGCCAGCCGCAGGACCCGCGUGCGCUGCGGGCCGACGCACGGGCACCUGCGGACGGCGCGGGCGACUUUCCCGCGGAUGGACGAGCGCCCGAAGAUGAUGAUGAAGGGGCUGAGGGAGUAGUAGACGGAGGUGAAGAAGGCGCGCACGUCGGCCUGCGUGCUCGUCCACUCGGCGCUCAGCCUCUGCACGACGGUGAAGCGCAUGCACACGUUGACGCCCCAGCAGACGAACGCCACGACCAUGAGGCACGCGAUCACCUUGGCCGCGUUGAGGGCGGCCGCGUUGCCGGCGCCCCCGACCCAGCCCCGGUUCCGCGCCACCAGCCGCCGGUGCCGCAGCACGAAGCCGAGCACCAGCGCGUUGGCGGCGAGGAGGGUGGCGAGCGCCGCCACGUCGAGGACGUUGGAGGCCUCCAGGAAGGCCGCGGCGCCGUCGGAGGGCGUCACGACGCAGCCCGAGAUGUGCAGGAAGCCGCCGGCCCGCCCGUCGCCUCGCGAGCGCACGUCGAGCGCCAGCAGCGGCGCCGACGCCAACGCGCAGAGGGCGCACGUGGCCCCCACGAGGCGGGCGGCGCCGCCGCCGCGCCGGCCCGACAGGAGGCGCGAGAGCGCGGCGGAGAGGCGGCGCGGGCGGCCGCGGGGCUCGACUCGCGCGAGCUGCAGCGCGCUGAGGAUCACCGUGAAGGCGAGGCUGCAGGAGCGCAGGACGUUGACGGAGUAGAGGAGCGCCUUGCAGGCGCCGUCGCCCAGCGCCAGCGAGUCGAGCGACGUCAGCACGUACGGCGUGUUCUUGAAGACGGACGAGAGCAGGUGCGUCGCUGACAUGCCGAUGACCACCACGUCGGCGGGAGACGGGCGGCGCAGUUGCGAGAAGGCGACGAGCACGGCCGAGUUGCCGCACACGCCGAGGACGGUGAGCACCACGAAGAGCACGGUCAGCAGCAUGCUGGCCGUGCACAGCGAGAGAGAGCGGGAGAGAGCAUGCGUGUGUGUGUGUGAGGGAGAGAAAGCGGGAGAGAGCAUGCGUGUCUGUGUGUGAGGGAGAUAGAGCGAGACGGUGUGUGUGUGUGUGUGAUGGAGAGACGGUGUGUGUGUGUGUGAGGGAGAGAGCGAGACGGUGUGUGUGUGUGUGUGAUGGAGAGACGGUGUGUGUGUGUGUGUGAGGGAGAGAGCGAGACGGUGUGUGUGUGUGUGUGAGGGAGAGACGGUGUGUGUGUGUGUGAGGGAGAGAGCGAGACGGUGUGUGUGUGUGUGUGUGAGGGAGAGACGGUGUGUGUGUGUGUGAGGGAGAGACGGUGUGUGUGUGUGUGUGAGGGAGAGACGGUGUGUGUGUGUGUGAGAGCGAGACUGUGUGUGUGAGGGAGAGAGAGAGCGACGGUGUGUGUGUGUGAGAGCGAGACGGUGUGUGUGUGUGAGGGAGAGACGGUGUGUGUGUGUGUGUGAGAUUGUGGUUGUGUGUGUCCGUGUGAAAUCACGUGUUUGUGUGAUUGAGUUUGCGUGUGUGCGUGCGUGCGUGUGGCCGCGCGCGCGUGCGAGUGCGCUGUGAACCCGGCGAAGCGAGUUCUAUUUCCAGUCACGGCUAACAUCAGUGGCGAGUGCUAUCUGAGCCGGUCCCGGGUUUUACCGCCACCCUGAUUCACCAACACACGCUGGGCGGUGGCGCGGUGGCCCGGCCCUAGCGCAUUCGCCGAUCCGGUGACCGCCCCGGUCAUCACCGCGUCGUGCGUGAUCGCCGUAAUAAUGCGACGACUGCUACGCCGCCGUCUGCUUCGCUCACAGCGGACGCUAAAGAUCCCGUGACGUAAUUCGCAAGAGCGGGCCAUCGUGCCCCGGAGUCACGGUCCUUAGUUUGCCAAAUUCGACAAUUAACGCCGUAGAUGACUCAACACUCAAUUGGGAUCACGCAAAAUGCAGAAACGUCGCCCCCCCCCGCCCCCCUUUCCUGGCGGCAGACUAAUUCCCCAGGCUCCUCUCGCAAAUGAGACUCGUUCUGGUCUCUUGCAUUCCCACCUGGUUGAACAAACAAACACUUGACCAGCACGGUGAAGUAUGGUCAAACAAGCCCCAUGACUGACAGAUUUAAGAGUCCCUCAUCCAGCAGUUGAGACAAUUGGGAAAGUUUCUUAAAUCCCCUCCCAACACUGCCUCUGUCCACCUGGCAUUGUUAUAAUUGGCUUCACCGCAGUCGGUCAAUGUGCAGGUCCCAUGACGUCUGUCCAACGUGGAAGAGUAGGCCAAAGUCCCCUCGAGAGGGCCUCUCUAGAGCGAGCGACUGCGGUGGCUGCGCCCUCAGGCCGUGGGGGGGUAAUUGGCACCUCAAUUUGCGCGGAGACUUCCACUCCCCCGGGUCCCAAUCACAGCGAGCGCACGAGUGCCCGUGUCACGCGCACGUCCACUCGCGCGUGCGCUCCGCUCCUCCACGCGGCGCGGCCCUCAGGUUUCAAUGGCAACCGUCCGCAAGCCCGCACGCCUGUUUGUGCGGUCAGAGCGGUUCAACAAAUCAACGCGCCGAUGUGCACGUGCGGUGGUGGUCCAGGCGCAGCCGUGCAACCGCUUGUGCCCACGCCGCUGACGGCCGGACGGCCUCCGCUGGAGACAGCUCUCGAGGGGAGCGGCAUCUGUUCUGCUCUUCGUCGCUGGCCUGACGUCUUGGAAAGAACUGGGAGUACAAAGAUCCCCCGUAUAGCCUUAACAGACUGUUGGGGCAAGUGCUGUUACCACGCCCGGCUGCCUUUGUCUCCCUAGUGGCAGUGUUUUUACACACCGCACCAGGUGCUCAUUUGAGGCUUAGUCGACAUCGGAGAGGCCCAGGACCGGUUCAGAUAAUCGUCACCGGUGUUGGCCGUGAGCAGGAAUCGAACUCGGGUCGCCGGGUUUGUAGCACAGCGCACUAACUGCUACACCACCGCUCCCCACAAUUUACCUCACCACCACCACACGCGACCCGCCAAUCAUCAACUGCCGUGGACAGAGGUGGCGGGGAGGAUGACAAACUCACGCCAUUGUUUCAGGCGCCGCACUGGGAGCAGGAAUCGAACUGGCAUCCAAUGGAUUGCAGGUCCAGCGGUGCUGACCAUUGCACCACUGUGGUGGCAGCAUCCCGAGAAAUUCACAGCCCCUCCUCAAUCCACUGCUGGAUGAAGGCCUCCCGAUGGAGGUUGUUUGACCAUACUUCACCAUUCUGGUCGGCGCCAGUUGGUUGGAAGGAGAAGGGGGAGGCGCAGGACCGGGUCAGACACAUCGCUUGCCACGGCUGUUGGCCCCGGCCGGGAAUGAAACUCCGGGUCGCCGGCUUCGUGUGACAGUGCUGCUGCACCGCCACUGUGCCCACAACUAAUCUCACGUCACUCAGAACCGCCCCGGUUUUGUUUUAAUAACACGAGGGUAACGUUCACCGUAUUUUCACAAACCCCGGCGGUUUCUCAGUGAAAGCCGCUCGCUAAUUCUGUCGUGUGCUGUGAUGUUUCCAUCAUUUUACAGCGGACGGCUUAUUCACUAUGUAACACGAUUUUUGUUCCUGGGUAGUAAGUGUUAUUUUCUAAUUGCUUAUGCCUCAAAAGUAUAGAAAAGAGUCAUAUCUUUCUAUCCUUUUAACUGGCAACAAAACUGACACCUUUAUACAAGGCAUCAUGUUUGCAUUAACCACAACACUUGUGGUCAAAAUUCAAACAAAAAGACAACUCUGGUAAUGAAUGCACUGUCCUUGAAAUUGAUUGGUCCACACCCGAGACAGCUUUUCUUAGAGCCUAGAGUUGUCUUUUUGUUUGCAUUUUGGCCGCAAGUGCUGUGGUUAAUGCAAACACGAUCCCUUGUAUAAAGGUGUCAGUUUUGUUGCCAGUUAAAAGUGUAAAAAUCUAUUACUAUAUCUUGCUACUGGCAAAUGAAGUCCUAUACAAGUAUAGAAAAUGGAUAUUAUUCCCCACAAACUUUGCUUUUACAUGAAGGAAUGACACAAAUGCACACCACGUUUUCUCAUUGAAAAUAGGUACAUUUCGAAAUAUCACUGUCCUGGUCACAAAAGCAAAGUUUGUGGGGAAUAAUAGCCAUUGUCUGUACUUUUCAGACAUAAGCAAUUCGAAAAUAACACUGAGUAUCCAGCAACAAAAAUUUAAUAUUUUAGUCUUCUGCGUUUGGCUUAGGAUAUUCGCCGUAUUCUCCCGAUUAUAAGAAGCUGUGGAAAGUAAGAGGCACCCCAGCGUCCGUCGCUAUUGACAGAACCUGCGGAAACAAGCCCAGUGGUAAUAACCGUAACAAGAAUAAACCCAUGACCAAACACUGUGGAUGUGCCCAAUCUUGUUGGAACUUGGAAGCUAAGCAGAGUUGAGACUGGUGAGUACUUCAUCACGCACCGUACGUAGCCAGCCAUGCCAACCGGAGGCGCUUCGUGGUGAUGAUGCUCAUCAUCAUCAUGAGGCGUGAAGCCCUCAGGGCGUAGCGGUGCCCCACGGUCCACUCACCGCCACGCCGAGUGACGGCCAAGGCCGCGGUGCUGCUGGUGGCGGUGGCGGUGGUGAAGAUCGGCCUCCAUCGUGCGCACUGUCCAUUGUCAGAAUCAGAAUUCUUGUUGUCUGUGUUCAUCCGGAAGGAAUCCGAUGAGGCGUGGAGCUCGUUUUGAGCAGGUGUCCAAUGUCAACCGGGGCUGUCUCCGACCCUGAGGCGCGCCGUCGGCGAUCGCUCUCAGAGCGGUCAGCUGAUCAGGGCUUGCCGGAUGUUGUCGGCUCGACGGCACUGCAGUGUGCGCCGCCGUGCUGGGUUGUCUCCUGUUGCUCCCCAACCUCGGAGGCAAACUAAAUGUUUCGAUUUAAAGCUUUCGUGACUGCAUGGAUUCAUCAUCUUGGUUCUUUCGGUAAAGUCACGUAGAAGGGAAAUAAUAAAAUAAUAAAAAUAAACAUUAAAUAAUUCUCACGACGUUUCGGCCACACAAGUCUGUCGGGAAGACAGCGUCUGAAUUCAGACGCUGUCUUCCC
Messenger RNA from Lethenteron reissneri (Far Eastern brook lamprey), 7939 nucleotides. Its product is annotated as SCO-spondin-like. The record is from RefSeq and is a predicted model, not a curated record. Gene Ontology annotation, cellular component: cell periphery. Lineage: Eukaryota; Metazoa; Chordata; Hyperoartia; Petromyzontiformes; Petromyzontidae.